Messenger RNA from Limulus polyphemus (Atlantic horseshoe crab), 2941 nucleotides. RefSeq lists its product as uncharacterized. The record is from RefSeq and is a predicted model, not a curated record. Bases 237 to 560 code for a protein of 107 amino acids. The transcript is spliced from 3 exons. NCBI's taxonomy places the organism in Eukaryota, Metazoa, Arthropoda, Merostomata, Xiphosura, Limulidae.
AGUGUAUAAGCCUUUGUUCUGAAUAUAUACUCUAAAUGGAAUUUAUUUCAGGUGGAUAAAAAUUACACACACACACACACAUAUAUAUUUUGAAAUUGAGAUAUUUUUCCCUUUUCAUAGUCUGCCAACCAGGGUGGUACGGCCAAGACUGUCAGAGACCUUGUUUAUGUGUGAAUGGUGGUACAUGUAACCGUGUCACUGGAGAAUGUCACUGUCGUCCAGGUUUUGUGGGAGAAAUGUGUGAAAGAGCAACCUAUACAAUGGAAAAACUUACACAAGAGCAUCAUCUAACAAGAAAUGAGGCAAAACAGUACCAGUUGUGGCUAACACUCUUAAUCGUUAUUGGUGCUGUUGCUGCUGUUUCUUUACUAUUCAACAUAAUCCUUCUUUGUUACAACUGUGAUAAUUUCUGCCGAACUAGAUCACCUUACUUUGAAAAAAGAGAAAACUGUUUUCAGAAACAGAGAUCUCGCUUCUCCUAUGAUCCUCAUUCAAAUUUAGAGAUAUCUUCUGAAGAAGAAUUAGUGUUGAUGCAUGGACAAGGAGGUGGUGAACAAUAACUUUUACUGCUCUUGUUGUAUUUGGUGCUCCUACUGGUUUCUCAGCUUUAGAGUGACCUGUGAUAUAUUUUUUUCAAACAGAAACUAUUUUCUUAUUGAGCUAAUCAGAGUUUUAAUAAUCCAUUCACGUACAUUGAAUGUAAUAUCUAUCUGAAUAGUUAUGAUGAUAUGUAGAGUAGAGCCUCAUACGUGUGAAAAUUCAAUAAUGGGUCAAAUUGAAUGCUUAAUGUAGAGAAAAAUAAACUUUGAUAUUUUUUUUAAAUGUAUCAUUUAAAAUAUUCCAAUAUAUCUACUUACUAACAGUGAAUAUCGAGCACUGCUGAUUUCUUUUAAAGUUGUUGGUAUUUCUGCAUUUAAUAACUGUUUUUAUGCAUUCCUCAACUCAGUUACAAACUUAUAUUUAAAUUCUCUAUGACAGUCACUUUUUCUCUAGCUUUAAUUUGAGUACAGGGAUGGAUAAGGAUGACAGUAAAACCUUAGAUGACACUAUCAGUAGAUCCAAUAUUUAUGUAGAUGUUAAAAGUAAUUUUUAAGCUGUUUUUUAUUAUUUCGCCCUGACCCAGUCCUUAAUUUCAGCUUUAAUUUGACCUCAGUCAAUUAGGUUAUGUUGGUCAUAUAUAAUGCAAAUAUACUUUAUAACUAUGAAUAAAAACCCUAUAACCCGAGUGCUUUCGAAAGGUAGACCUUUCUUCAGUUUGCCCCUGAAGAAGAAAGGUCCACCUUUCGAAACCACUCUGGUUAUAAGGGUUUUUAUUUCAUUUCUAUCAAGACUUCUUGAAGCUAUGUGUUCUUAUAACAUCAUGAAUACCAAUAAUAGAAAUUUUAGACUAACCAUAAGUCAUUAGUAAUAAAUAUGAUGAUUAAAGCAUUGUCAUGUGAGAGUAACAGAGUUGAACACAUUUUGAUAAAGUGCAAAAGAAAUUAGUUUUAAUAAUAAAACGUGCAUAACACGUGCAGUAUAACACUAAACUGAAAAUAUACAAGAAACAUUAAAAACGUUUACAAGAACAUAUGCAUGUGCAGUAUAACACUAAACUGAAAAUAUACAAGAAACAUUAAAAACGUUUACAAGAACAUAUGCAUGUGCAGUAUAACACUAAACUGAAAAUAUACAAUAAACAUUAAAAACGUUUACAAGAACAUAUGCAUGUGCAGUAUAACACUAAACUGAAAAUAUACAAGAAACAUUAAAAACGUUUACAAGAACAUAUGCAUGUGCACAAAUUUGUUUGUUCUGUAACUAAAUCCAUAAUCAAUGAUCAAAUUACUGGCUUGAUUUGAACAAUAUCUGAGACCUAACUUGGAUGCAUAAUCAUACCAGAUAACAUCAGCACGUGAGGGCCAAACAAACCGAUUUGAAUCUAUCUGUUGCAUCAUUUUCACUUUCAGUUUCUAUUUGAAGGCAAUUAUAAUUCCUGCACAGAACUUGCCAUAAUAGAAAAUAACACACCAAAGACUUUUAUUGCCUCAAGUGUCAGAAAUCAAUUUGUUGAUUCAGUGAAGUUUGAUAGGGACAUGGAGGAAUCUCUUCAGAAAACCCAGUGUCUCUCUGUUUAUUUGAACUGGUUUCUACUUCAAACUGAACAAUUUAUGGUAAGUAGUAUUGACAAAAAGCAGGAUAAGAACAAUAACAACUCAGGAUUCUACAGGAAAUAGUAUCAAGUAUUUGUGUGAAGACUUGGUGAGUUUUCAUUGUUCCAGAAACUGGUUGUAACUCUGGAAUUUCUUCACCUAGUGAGAAGAUAACAUUAUGAACAAAAUAGUGAAGAACAACAACUUAUGAUGCCCAUAUUUUUAAUUCACUAAACAAUAAUAAUGCAUCCUUAACAUCAACAAAAUGGGAAAUUAGGGCAUCCCUGCUCUUUUUAAUUGCAAUACCAAUGCUGCCUGGAUCCCCCUUCUGAUGCCAGCUUCCAAGAAAUUUUACAAGAGAGUUUUGAAUCCAAGAGAAAGUAGUUUUAUUUCUAUUAAAUAAAAGUUAAAUCUAUUCCAUUAUUGAGUUAUUGGCCAAUCACUUUGAAGGUAUAGCACAUCUAUAUCUGGGUAUCUAACUUUGAGCUCUUUCGAGACUGGUUAAAGGUAGUCCCAUAUAGCAACAUCAUCAUGCCAGUGGGAUUCAGACAUUGUGCAGAAUGAUAUUAUUUUGCCAUCAACAAGGCUUACAACAUAUUUGUGCGAAGUCACGUGCAUGCAAUGCUCUAAAAUGUGAAGCUUUAAUUUCUUCAUUAUACUUAAAAAUCUAGUUCUCUACAAUAUCAGUAUGCUUCAUUUGGCAAGAGUUUAUCUUUUAUGGUUUAAUAGUUAAAAGUUGAGGAGCAUGACUGUAAAAAGUUUGGCAAAAUUUUUGAUAUAACAAGUCAUUAAAAGAUGAGAUGAGAUCA